AUGAGUACUUCGAGCGCGAGGGCUCCGUGUACUUUUGAAGAGGAAAAGCUUUCGGCCAAACAAGAUGGCCGAUUUUUAACUGUGAAAUUACGUGGUAAAUGUACAGAACAAUCCGGAAAAGUUCAUGAAAUUGAAAAGAUAAUAAUGAUAGAAGCAUUAUUACGUCAUACAACCGAAAUUGAAGCAAUUACCCGUUCGAGGUUAAUUAAAAUUGAUAGCAUUCAAGUUUAUGAACGAAAUAGAGAUUCUCUUAAUUUAAUUAUUAUACCAACGUCAUGUAGUGUCAUCAUAUUACUGGCGAUAGUCACAUUCGGACUCAGAUCGAUAAGGGAGAAGCAAAAACGGCGACAUAUCGAAGGUGAAUUGGAAAAACGACGUACUGCUAAACAACGUGCAGCAAAUUCCGCUAAUAGUGAUCCAAAUGCUGGUGAAAAACAACGUCUUCUUCAACCAGAACCACUUGUCGGCAGAGCAAGUGACACACUCGGUUCACCGAAAGAAUUUACAAAUGACCGAGAUGAUCCUCGUUUAACUCGACCUUUUCGACAAGACACGAAUGCUAACAAUCGUAUCUAUACUCAAGAUUCACCGACCAUAAUUGAUAUUCGUAGUGAUCCGGCUAGUACUGGUGGUAGUUACUAUCGUCAACCUUCAGAUGAGCGAAUGUCACGCCCUUACAGAGACGAACAAGUACAGUACCGAGAUGAAAUAGACGGACGAUCAUCGCGGCAAGACCCACAACCCAUGAGAUCAAGUCGCGAACGAAUGCAAAAUCCUUACAACGAUAAUCCUGCUCACCGAUUUUCUCCAAAUCAUGAUGAAAUACUUAUGACAGAACGAGAUCAGAUGUAUCAAGCAAUGCCUCCAUCCGCUUAUAUGGUUACAAAUCUUCCACGCGUUGUUGUUCGCUCUGUACACGCCGAUGCUGAUUUUGCUUCUUAUCAUCCACAACAGCAGCAGCAGCAUCAUCAUCAAGAUGAAACCAUGUUUGUACCUAUUCCCGUACAAAUAGAGCGUGGAGGUGUUCAUGCACGUUUUCCAUCGUAUGAAACUCGAACUCAGCCAUUCAUGCCUCCUAAUUACGAUGAACAACAAACUCAUUCUUACUAUAGGCAUGUCAAUGCUUAA
Molecule: messenger RNA, 1128 nt
Organism: Didymodactylos carnosus
Lineage: Eukaryota; Metazoa; Rotifera; Eurotatoria; Philodinida; Philodinidae
Source: the annotation of a GenBank genome assembly